Molecule: messenger RNA, 1272 nt
Organism: Puma concolor (puma)
Lineage: Eukaryota; Metazoa; Chordata; Mammalia; Carnivora; Felidae
Source: RefSeq, a predicted model, not a curated record
AUUCUCAUACUUGCCUUUAGUUCUUUGAACACGUUUUAAGCAGCUGAUUUAACGUCUUUGUCAGGUAUUGCACAGCGAUGCACAGCCAUCAAGUACCACUUUUCUCAGCCAAUCCGCUUACGAAACAUUCCUUUCAAUUUAACCAAGACAAUUCAGCAAGAUGAAUGGCACCUGCUUCACUUGAGAAGAAUCACUGCCGGCUUCCUGGGCAUGGCUGUAGCCGUCCUGCUCUGUGGCUGCAUCGUGGCCACGGUCAGUUUCUUCUGGGAGGAAAGCUUGACCCAACACGUGGCCGGACUCCUUUUCCUCAUGACAGGGAUAUUUUGCACCAUCUCCCUCUGUACGUAUGCUGCCAGCAUCUCCUACGACUUGCACCGGCUCCCGAAGCUCAUUUAUAGCCUGCCUGAUGACGUGGAACAUGGCUACAGCUGGUCCAUCUUUUGUGCCUGGUGCAGUUUGGGCUUUAUCGUGGCAGCUGGAGGUCUGUGCAUCGCUUAUCCGUUUAUUAGCCGGACCAAGAUUGCACAUCUAAAGUCUGGCAGGGACUCCACGGUAUGACUGUCCGCACUCAAGUUCACUGCUCGGUGGCCCGUCCACAGUGCCGACGACUCCUGAGAGGAACGUGGUGGAAUUCAAGUCGGGAUCCCAAGCACAAAGCGGUCUUUUACGUUCCGAACCGUUGCCUGCCAGCCCUUUCUGGACGACUGAUAGAAAAUCAUGCAAAACCUCCAUACCUUUCUACGGACAAGACUACUGUGGAUUCAAGUGCUUUAAUGACUAUUUAUGCUUUGACUGUGAGAAAUUGGGAGCAGUGCCAUGGAACAUUUCUAGGUUUAGAAAAAAGGGGAAAUUGCAAUGGGAAAAUUUGUAUGAUUGCCGUUUAUUUCAGAAAGUUUGUAUAUAACAAUUACCCGAGAGUCCUUUCUAUUUGCAAAAGGGUUCGUAACAAAGCAAGUAUAAUUUUCUUGUCAUUGUACCACGCUUGUUAAGUUUUAAUGCGGUCCCUUCGGCACGUGUCCUAAUGGUGUCUUGUGUCAGCACCAAAUAUCUGUGCAUCAUUGGUGGGUGUUCCUUGUCACGGGAAGAUUCCUCUUCUGUUGCCUUAUUUAUUUAUUUAUUUAUUUUUAAUGGAAGUCUCUUCUCUGUCUUUGUACCGGCAUCCAAAUCCUAAGAAGAACAGACCAACCGUGUAAGAGCUAAUCCGUGACACUAUGCAGUAUUGUUCGAUGUCUUCCCUGUUGGUUAAUCUCUGUCUCUUUCUGUUAACUGGAU